UCCCCACAAUUGAAUUUUUUUAUUUUUCUUUUUUAAAUUCUCUUUUUAGAUUAUCAUUAAUAUUUGUUUUUGGAUUAGUCAAGUUUUACCUGUCGAAUCAUCAAGUUCUUAACGAAACAAAAAUUGAUAAAUAAAUAUAUUUUUUAAUCAUGUGGAGUAUUAUGUUGCGGUGCAUUGUUGUUUUAAGUUUUUUGGUAACAACAAAAGGACAAAGUUAUGAUCUAUCAGAUGAUGAAUUAGUUGAUCGAGUUAAUUUUGAAGUUGAAAAUUUAAAACCAAGUAGAAAACGUGCUGAUUAUAAUGAACAAUUGAUACAUCAAGAUAAUCAAGAAAAUAUAUAUUCAGUACCAUCUCAAUAUCUUGAACCACCAGCUAAAUUUUAUUCUAGAUCAAUAAAUGAUUUUCCCUUUGAAGAAACAAGCACUGAUUCGACAAUUAAAAAUCAAGAUUUAUCAACAGCAUCAUCAUACGAUACCUCGACAAUAAAAACACUAAAAAUUUAUGAAAUAACAUCGUUCAAUUCAUCAACAACAUACAGACAAAAUCAUGAUGAUGAUGAUUUCGAAACUAAAACUUCAACAGAUUCAACAGAAAAUAAUAAUAUUAAAAAUAAUUUUGGUGGAUCUAUUGAUUCUUCUGAUUCGAUUGGUAAUAAAGAAAAAAAUACUUGGAAAAAUGAUUAUCAAUCGUCGGCUCCAAGAGAUAAAAUUAAUUCAAUCAGGACAAGUUUUUCACGGGGAAAUCAGAGAUAUCAGGAUAACAUUGGUGAGACAAUAAAUAAAAAAAAUAAUUGGCAAAGACCAGUUAAUAAUUGGAAAGAAAAAUCGAAUCAACAAAUAAAUAAUUACAAAUUUCAAGAUAGAGACAGUGGAGCUGCACCAGGUACACCAGAUUAUCCAAUAAAUUACGAACAUAUUUAUUAUAAAUUACAAAAUAAUAAUGGAAGAUUUCCGUGUCCUCAAAAAUUAACAACACAUUUUUAUCUUGCUGAUCGUUUAUCAAGAUGUCAGAUUUUUUAUGUGUGUUAUGGAAAUAGAGGAAAUGGUGUGCCAAUGAUUUGUCCAAAUGGUACAUUGUUUAAUGAAAAAUUACAAGUUUGUGAUUGGUGGUAUAAUGUAACUUGUUAAUUUAAAAAAUUUAUAUUUUAAAUAUUAAU
This is a messenger RNA of Aphidius gifuensis, 1156 nucleotides long. RefSeq lists its product as uncharacterized. Bases 150 to 1127 code for a protein of 325 amino acids. NCBI's taxonomy places the organism in Eukaryota, Metazoa, Arthropoda, Insecta, Hymenoptera, Braconidae. The record is from RefSeq and is a predicted model, not a curated record. The transcript is spliced from 4 exons. Gene Ontology annotation, molecular function: chitin binding. Gene Ontology annotation, cellular component: extracellular region.